Molecule: messenger RNA, 3075 nt
Organism: Lethenteron reissneri (Far Eastern brook lamprey)
Lineage: Eukaryota; Metazoa; Chordata; Hyperoartia; Petromyzontiformes; Petromyzontidae
Product: semaphorin-4D-like
Biological process (GO): axon guidance; negative chemotaxis; positive regulation of cell migration
Cellular component (GO): plasma membrane
Molecular function (GO): chemorepellent activity; semaphorin receptor binding
Source: RefSeq, a predicted model, not a curated record
UUUCCUGGGCGGUGGCGGCCGUCGCGGGUGGGGGGUUGGGGAUGAGGAGGUAGUCCGGCCCCCCCCCCCAAGAGCUUCUCUCUCGCCCACGCGGUCGUGAAAAUCCGGUCCCGGGAUCCGGGGCGGCUCCCGCUCCUUAACACCGAGCCUCCCGCUCUGCGACCACACUCGCGCACAGUGAGUGCCGUUCACUUUGAGAGCCGGGGGGGGGAUCGCACCACGCUCCAGCGGACCGCACCGGAUCGGAGUCACACGUGAGUUCCAUAUGCCGACCUGCGUGACGAGGUAGGACGGUUUGCGGCAGGAGGAGGAGGCAGAGGAAGGGACCCACGGCAGGGCCCUUGGCUAUGCUCGGUGACCACUGCGUUCUUCUACGCAACACCUAGGGUGGUGAGGAGGGUGGUGAGGAGGGUGGUGAGGAGGGUGGUGAGGAGGGUGGUGAGGAGGGUGGUGAGGGGAGAGCAGCAGGGGAGAUGGGUACCGUGCCGGCACUGGCGCUAGUGCUGGGAGCGCUGUGCGUGGCCGCCCAGGGGCCGGUGGUGCCCCGAGUCAGCUUCUCCUACGAAGAGCUGGCGCAGGAGGCGGCGAUGAGUUUCCACGCCGUGCCCAACGCGUCGGCGCUGCUGCUGGUGCCGCAGCGCUCGGCGCUCUACGUGGGCGCGCGCGACGCCAUCCUCGCCCUGGACGCCCGCAACGUCUCCCGCGAGCUCCACCCCGCCCUCUCCUGGAAAGCUGAAAGCCAAAUGGGCAUGUGUCAGUCGAAGAGGAACAGCCAGAGGGAGUGCUUCAACUUCGUGCGGGUGCUGCACCACCUGAACGGCACGCAGCUGUACGCGUGCGGCACCGGCGCCUUCCAGCCCAAGUGCGCCUACAUCAACGUGGCCGACUUCUCGUUUGUGAAAAAGCCUGGAGGGAGCGUGAUGGAGGAGGACGGCAAGGGCAAGUGCCCCUUUGACCCCGAGCAGAGGCACACCUCGCUCAUGACCGGCGGCGAGCUCUAUUCGGGCACGGGCAGCAACUACCUGGGCAGCGAGUCGGUGGUGCAGCGGAGUCCCAGCAGCAUGUCCAGCGAGCUGUCGAGCAGCUGGCUCUACAACCCGACGUUCGUGGCGUCGGAGUUUGUGAACGAGAGCGAGUCGCGGGAGCAGGACGACAAGGUCUACUUCUUCUUCUCGGAGACGGCCGUGGAGUUCGACUUCUACUCCCGGGUGGUGGUGCCGAGGGUCGGGCGCGUCUGCACGGGUGACAAGGGCGGCCUGAAGAAGCUGGAGAAGAAGUGGACGUCGUUCCUCAAGUCGCGGCUCGACUGCUCGCUGGGAGAGACGGCGUUCACCGGACUCCGGCACGUCGUGUCGACCCGCGGCCUCCGUGGCUGGCCCGACACCGUGUUCUACGCCCUCUACACGGACCACAGGGGCGGCGGCGCCGUCUCGGCCGUCUGCUCGUACCGCAUGGACGAGGUGCAGCGCGUCUUCUCCGGACGCUUCAAGCACCAGGGAGGGGCCGACCAGCGGUGGGCCCCCUACGCGGGGGCCCUGCCCGCACGACGGCCCGGACACUGCCCCCUGGGCUGGGACUCGCAGACGCUGCCCUCCGAGACGCUCAACUUCAUCUCCAACCACCCGCUGAUGGACGAGGCGGUGAAGGCCGAGGGGGGCCGGCCCUGGCUGCUGGUGCCGGGAGUGGCCUACAGCCGCCUGCUGGUGGUCGACGUGGCGGCGCUGAACGGCACGAGCUGGAGGACGCUGCUGCUGGGCACAGACACGGGCGCGCUGCACCGCGCCGUGCUGCCGGAGUCGCGCGGAUCUCCUCACCUGGUGGAGGCGCUGCAGGCGCUGGGGCAGCAGGAGCCGGUGCUGUCCAUGGUGCUGACCCACGACCAGACCUCGGUGGUUGUGGCCGGCCCCGCGGGGGUGGUGCAGCUGCCCGUGUGCCGCUGUGGCCGCUACGGCGCCUGCUGGGACUGCGUGCUGGCGCGGGAUCCCUGCUGCGCCUGGGACCCCCAGCGGAGGCUGUGCAGGCGUCACGGCGGGGAGACCGGCACCGGGUCGUGGCUGCAGGACGUGAGCGGUGGGGACGCGACGACGCUCUGCUCCGCUCACCCGCCAGACGUGGUGGCCGUCCGCGUGCCGCUGGCGCCGGUGCUGCUGCUGCCCUGCUCUCCCCCCUCCCGCCUGGCGCGCCUCUCCUGGGAGCGAGACUCGGGCCCGGCCCCGGGGCAGCCGCUGCCCCCGCCCGAGGCGGGGCUGCUGCUCCGCCAGGGCGCCCCCCCGGCCCCCCAGGAUCUCACGGGCACGUACCUGUGCUGGGCCGAGGAGGGCGGCCACCGGCGCCUCGUGGCCAACUAUACCGUGCAGCUUCCGGGCUCUUCCUCCUCCUCCUCGUCCACCACCACCACCACCUCCUCCUCCUCCUCCACAACCAAGCGGAAGUCGAACAGGCAGCCGGUGUGGCCGGACCCAAUGACGAGCGCCGCGGCCACGUCGGAGUCGGCGCACGUCGUGCCCGGCAAAGACGCCUCCACGUCCAAUUCCCCGCCGGGGUUCGGCCCGGGGUUUUUGGUCGGGCUGCUGGUGACGGCGGUGCUGACGGCAGUGGCGGUCGCCGUGAAGAGGCGCUUCUUCCCAAAAGCCGCCUUCCCGUGCUCGCCCAGCGCGGCCGAUGCCGCCGACGCGUCGCCCGCGCGGGCGGCCGCGGCCUCGUCGUCCAACGGCAGGGCGACGACGGAGCCCGAGCGGGGCGGGCAAAACGGCGACAACGGCGGCGGCCCCGGCAACAACAACGCCAACGGCAACAACAACGUCGCGGGGCGGGCGGGCGGCGACGGUGCGGGCGACGCGCGCGGAGGCGGGGGGGAGGAGGGCGACGAGGAGGAGACGCAGAAACCGCUGCUCAUGCGGCUCGAGUCGCUGCAGCGCAGCUCCGAGGCGUGACGGCGGCACGGGGAGACGCCGAGGCCGCCGCAACACGCGGGGCGGCGGCGGCGGGGGGAAGUGCGCAGGCCACUCACUGUGGUGGUGGUGGUGGCGGACGUGAGACCGCCGCAAGCGAUGGGCUCCCUCGUCACGAAGGGUG